Ctenocephalides felis (cat flea) is the source of this 8856-nucleotide messenger RNA. RefSeq names its product sodium channel protein 60E-like. The record is from RefSeq and is a predicted model, not a curated record. Gene Ontology annotation, molecular function: voltage-gated sodium channel activity. Gene Ontology annotation, cellular component: plasma membrane; voltage-gated sodium channel complex. The transcript is spliced from 40 exons. The annotation marks the transcript as partial. Lineage: Eukaryota; Metazoa; Arthropoda; Insecta; Siphonaptera; Pulicidae. Gene Ontology annotation, biological process: membrane depolarization during action potential; sodium ion transmembrane transport; neuronal action potential.
CAAAUUGAUGUGUGUGUGCACGAUGAGACGUUUUGCGUGGUCUCGAAGCGAUUUAAAAAGAACUACAUCCACCGUUUCACCGCCACCAACUCUUUCUUCUGGUUCAGCCCUUUCAGCAGCGCUCGCCGUGCCUGCAUCUACCUCAGCACGAACCAGUACUUCGACUACGUCGUCAUGGCAACUAUUCUGCUAAAUUGCGUCUUCCUAGCCAUGACGGAAACUGUUGAAGAAGCUGAGUACAUAUUUCUCGCGAUCUACACCGCCGAAAUGCUGAUCAAGUCGGUGGCCAAGGGUUUUAUCCUGAACAAAUAUACGUACCUUCGAAACCCUUGGAACUGGCUGGAUUUUGUAGUCAUCACAUCGGGUUAUGCGACCAUAGGCCUCGAUAUGGGAAAUCUGGCCGGGUUGCGGACGUUCAGGGUACUUCGAGCACUAAAAACCGUCUCCAUAAUGCCUGGGCUGAAGACAAUCAUAAACGCGCUUCUCCACUCCUUCAAGCAGCUCGCCGAAGUAAUGACACUGACGAUAUUCUGUCUCAUGGUCUUCGCACUUUUUGCUUUGCAAGUUUACAUGGGCGAAUUGAGGAACAAAUGCGUUCUCGAUCCGCCUGAAUUAUUCUAUUCACCAGAAAUUUACGGUAAUAUAAGCCUGGACAAGGCGUGGCACAAUUGGACGUGGAGUCCAGAAAAUUGGUUAUUGGAUGAAGAAGAUGAACCCAUAUUGUGCGGAAAUCUAACCGGGGCGCGGCACUGCCCUGGCAAUUAUACGUGUUUGUGCGUGGGAGAAAAUCCUAAUAAUGGAUACACGAAUUUUGAUAAUUUCAUGUGGUCGAUGUUGACCACAUUUCAAUUGAUAACUCUGGAUUAUUGGGAGAACGUUUAUAAUAUGGUAUUAGCAUCAUGUGGCCCGAUGAGUGUGUCAUUUUUCACCGUGGUUGUGUUUUUUGGUUCAUUCUACCUCAUAAACUUAAUGCUCGCCGUCGUCGCGCUGAGUUACGAAGAGGAAGCGGAAAUUACGCAAGAGGAACGUAAAAAAGAUCUUACAGAGCACAGAGAUGAUUCGACAUUUAGCUUCGAUCCUUCAUGUCUAGAUGUACGAAAAUUAGAUAAAAAUUCUCAAAAGAGAAUAGAUGCCAGGAAAGGUGUCCUUCUAGCUUCGUAUUCCAGGAAAAAAAUGAGGCGGAAGAAAAGAGGAAGACAUGAAGGCAAUGGCGGAAAUGGUAACGGUAUGAGAUCGGCAACGCCAUCACCAUCGCCAUCUCCUCGCCGAGACGCCGUAGUAGCCGAAUCACAAGGUGCUCCGCCGCCGCCCCAAAAAUUAUCCCCAGAACCUCAACAAAGGGCUCGAGCUCCCCAAGCACCAAGGGUAGUGCUUUUAUCCGGUGUUAAGGACCAACAAGAGAGAUCUGCUGAUACGCUGCAUCCGUGUAAUGCAUUGGGUCCUCAAUAUCGUGGUCAAUUAGGGCCCCAUAGCCGUCAAGCGAGUAGUAACAAUAGUGAUGGCAAUAAUCGCGAAUCUUCUUUAGAUGAUAGUGGUGUAGUCGAUGACCACUGUGAUGAAGACGCUACUAAUAGAAUAGGAAAAGUAACGCCAGUUACUGUGGCGUUAACAAGAAAAGACGGCCGAAUCGUGCGUUGCAACGGCGUCAACGCGAACAGAAAAUUAAGGAAACAGCAAAUGUACAGCUUGCCGCCCGAAUAUAUGUCGCAAGUUGUAGUUAUAGAUGACAUACCAGAUCGAAACUGUGCAAGAUGCGUUCAUUGUUGCAUAGAUUAUGCAGGAUGGUUACAAUUUCAACAAUGUCUCUAUAAUAUAGUAAGAGAUCCAUUAUUUGAAUUAGCUAUAACGAUAUGCAUUGUUCUCAACACCAUGUUUUUGGCCGUCGAACAUCAUGGAAUGAGCAAAAGCGUCGAGCGAGCUUUAGAUAUUGGCAAUAAGGUUUUUACUUCCAUCUUCACUUUUGAGUGCUUCCUGAAAAUCCUAGCGUUAAGCAAAGAUUUUUUUCUGUGCGGGUGGAAUAUUUUUGAUCUUAUAGUCGUAUCUGGUAGUUUACUCGAUUUGAUAUUCGAACUUGUGGAUGGUCUAUCAGUAUUAAGAGGACUUAGACUAUUACGAGUGUUAAAAUUAGCUCAGUCAUGGACGACAAUGAAAGUUUUGCUCAGUAUUAUAAUUUCAACAAUAGGAGCAUUGGGAAACCUGACAUUUGUGUUAGUGAUAGUUAUUUAUAUUUUUGCUGUGAUUGGUAUGCAAUUAUUCUCAAAAGACUACACACCGGACAAGUUUUUUCCGGAUCCUGUUCCCAGGUGGAAUUUCAACGACUUCUUCCAUUCAUUUAUGAUGAUCUUCCGUAUCCUCUGCGGCGAGUGGAUAGAGCCGCUUUGGGACUGUAUGCGGGCUGAGGAGAAAGUUGGGGCUGGAUCUUGCUUUGCAAUUUUUCUACCAGCUCUCGUCAUGGGCAAUUUUAUGGUACUCAACUUGUUCUUGGCGUUGUUGCUCAACAGUUUCAAUAGUGAGGAAUUGAAAAAUAAGAAGGAGGAAGUCGGUGAAGAUUCCAAAUUAGCUCGCAGUUUCGAACGGAUACGAUCCAUAGUACGCAAAAAACGAAGCAAAGAACGUUCAGAAAAUGAGAAAAAUACACAACUUGAACAAAUAGUAUUAGAUCAAGUCGUAGUAAGAAGAAGAAGAAGACGAGAUAACGUUGGAGAUGCUAGAAAAAUUGAUCCAGAAACAAGAUAUUCUAUCAUUUCUACCGGAAUACCGCACGAUCACAUUUAUAGUCACAGUUAUCAUGAAGCCUUGAAAAGACCUGUAUCUGGUUCAGAUUUUCGUCAUAAAUUUGACCAGCAGGAACAGCAAGGUGAGAAAGCUCCAAAUCAACAACAACAACAAAAUGGAGACAAAAAUGCCGGAGCAGAUGUUCAUAGUAGUCAGGAAACUAUAAAGUACAUAUUUCUCGCGAUCUACACCGCCGAAAUGCUGAUCAAGUCGGUGGCCAAGGGUUUUAUCCUGAACAAAUAUACGUACCUUCGGAACCCUUGGAACUGGCUGGAUUUUGUAGUCAUCACAUCGGGUUAUGCGACCAUAGGCCUCGAUAUGGGAAAUCUGGCCGGGUUGCGGACAUUCAGGGUACUUCGAGCACUAAAAACCGUCUCCAUAAUGCCUGGGCUGAAGACAAUCAUAAACGCGCUUCUCCACUCCUUCAAGCAGCUCGCCGAAGUAAUGACACUGACAAUAUUCUGUCUCAUGGUCUUCGCGCUUUUUGCCUUGCAAGUUUACAUGGGUGAAUUGAGGAACAAAUGCGUUCUCGAUCCGCCUGAAUUAUUCUAUUCACCAGAAAUUUACGGUAAUAUAAGCCUGGACAAGGCGUGGCACAAUUGGACGUGGAGUCCAGAAAAUUGGUUAUUGGAUGAAGAAGAUGAACCCAUAUUGUGCGGAAAUCUAACCGGGGCGCGGCACUGCCCUGGCAAUUAUACGUGUUUGUGCGUGGGAGAAAAUCCUAAUAAUGGAUAUACGAAUUUUGAUAAUUUCAUGUGGUCGAUGUUGACCACAUUUCAAUUGAUAACUCUGGAUUAUUGGGAGAACGUUUAUAAUAUGGUAUUAGCAUCAUGUGGCCCGAUGAGUGUGUCAUUUUUCACCGUGGUUGUGUUUUUUGGUUCAUUCUACCUCAUAAACUUAAUGCUCGCCGUCGUCGCGCUGAGUUACGAAGAGGAAGCGGAAAUUACGCAAGAGGAACGUAAAAAAGAUCUUACAGAGCACAGAGAUGAUUCGACGUUUAGCUUCGAUCCUUCAUGUCUAGAUGUACGAAAAUUAGACAAAAAUUCUCAGAAGAGAAUAGACGCCAGGAAAGGCGUCCUUCUAGCUUCGUAUUCCAGGAAAAAAAUGAGGCGGAAGAAAAGAGGAAGACAUGAAGGCAAUGGCGGAAAUGGUAACGGUAUGAGAUCGGCAACACCAUCACCUUCGCCAUCUCCUCGUCGAGACGCAGUAGUAGCCGAAUCACAAGGUGCUCCGCCUCCGCCUCAAAAAUUAUCCCCUGAACCUCAACAAAGGGCUCGAGCUCCCCAAGCACCUAGAGUAGUGCUUUUAUCCGGUGUGAAGGACCAACAAGAGAGAUCUGCUGAUACGCUGCAUCCGUGUCCUCAAUACCGUGGUCAAUUAGGACCUCAUAGCCGUCAAGCGAGUAGUAACAAUAGUGACGGCAAUAAUCGCGAAUCUUCUUUAGAUGACAGUGGUGUAGUCGAUGACCACUGCGAUGAAGACGCUACUAGUGAAGACUUAGCGCCUGCUCAUGUACAUAUAACGCCAGUUACUGUGGCGUUAACAAGAAAAGACGGCCGAAUCGUGCGUUGCAACGGCGUCAACGCGAACAGAAAAUUAAGGAAACAGCAAAUGUACAGCUUGCCGCCCGAAUAUAUGUCGCAAGUUGUAGUUAUAGAUGAUAUACCAGAUCGAAACUGUGCAAGAUGCGUUCAUUGUUGCAUAGAUUAUGCAGGAUGGUUGCAAUUUCAACAAUGCCUCUAUAAUAUAGUAAGAGAUCCGUUAUUUGAAUUGGCUAUAACGAUAUGCAUUGUUCUCAAUACCAUGUUUUUGGCCGUCGAACAUCAUGGAAUGAGCAAAAGCGUCGAACGAGCUUUAGAUAUUGGCAAUAAGGUUUUUACUUCCAUCUUCACUUUUGAGUGCUUCCUGAAAAUCCUAGCAUUAAGCAAGGAUUUUUUUCUGUGCGGGUGGAAUAUUUUUGAUCUUAUAGUCGUAUCCGGUAGUUUACUCGAUUUGAUAUUUGAACUUGUGGAUGGUCUAUCAGUAUUAAGAGGACUUAGACUAUUGCGAGUGUUAAAAUUAGCUCAGUCAUGGACGACAAUGAAAGUUUUGCUCAGUAUUAUAAUUUCAACAAUAGGAGCAUUGGGAAAUCUGACAUUUGUGUUAGUGAUAGUUAUUUAUAUUUUUGCUGUGAUUGGUAUGCAAUUAUUCUCAAAAGACUACACACCGGACAAGUUUUUUCCGGAUCCUGUUCCCAGGUGGAAUUUCAACGACUUCUUCCAUUCAUUCAUGAUGAUCUUCCGUAUUCUCUGCGGCGAGUGGAUAGAGCCGCUAUGGGACUGCAUGAGAGCUGAGGAGAAAGUAGGGGCUGGAUCUUGCUUUGCAAUUUUUCUACCAGCUCUCGUCAUGGGCAAUUUUAUGGUACUCAACUUGUUCUUGGCGUUGUUGCUCAACAGUUUCAACAGUGAGGAAUUGAAAAAUAAGAAGGAGGAAGUCGGUGAAGAUUCCAAAUUAGCUCGCAGUUUCGAACGGAUACGAUCCAUAGUACGCAAAAAACGAAGCAAAGAACGUUCAGAAAAUGAGAAAAACACACAACUUGAACAAAUAGUAUUAGAUCAAGUCGUAGUAAGAAGAAGAAGAAGACGAGAUAAUGUUGGAGAUGCUAGAAAAAUUGAUCCAGAAACAAGAUAUUCUAUCAUUUCUACCGGAAUACCCCAUGAUCACAUUUAUAGUCACAGUUAUCAUGAAGCCUUGAAAAGACCAGUAUCUGGUUCAGAUUUUCGUCAUAAAUUUGACCAGCAGGAACAGCAAGGUGAAAAAGCUCCGAAUCAACAACAAUCACAAAAUGGAGACAAAAAUGCCGGAGCUGAUGUUCAUAGUAGUCAGGAAACUAUAAAACAACUUGAAGAACCAGGAAUUUUACCAGAAGAUGAACAAGCAGUAGCCUCGGAUAAAGGCAAUGGCAAAAGACCCUGGUUGGCUUUGGUUUCUUAUGUUGAUGAUCUGACUGUUGGAGGUCGCAGAGACUCUCAGGGUCAAUAUGCCGAUGGCAUGGGAGGUUUUCCUAGAUUUGGGAGAAAUAAGCAAGCAAAAGUUCCCCAAGAUUGCUUUCCCCAACACUGCUACCAACGUUGUUCUUGUUGGGAAGCUUGUGCUGCUACCGAGACUGGACAGAAGUGGAAUAGAAUCCGGGCGUCAAUUCUUUCAGUUGUUGAUACACCUGCAUUUGAAUGGUUCAUAUUAGUGUUGAUUUUUGCAUCAAGUAUCACAUUGUGUUUUGAAGAUAUUUAUUUAGAAGGGAACAAACCGUUGAUUGAAAUAUUAUAUUGGACUAAUUUGGCUUUCUGUUUAAUUUUUACUAUUGAAAUGGUACUAAAGUGGAUGGCGUUUGGUUUUCAGAAGUAUUUUACGAGUUUUUGGACUAUUUUGGAUUUUAUAAUUGUUUUUGUAUCAGUCUUCAGUUUACUAAUAGAAGAAAACGAGAAUUUAAAAGUGCUUAGAUCUCUUCGCACUUUAAGAGCCCUGCGUCCACUUCGAGCAAUUUCCCGCUGGCAGGGAAUGCGAAUUGUAGUAAAUGCCUUGAUGUAUGCCAUACCCAGCAUUUUCAAUGUACUACUUGUGUGUUUAGUCUUUUGGUUAAUAUUUUCCAUUAUGGGUGUGCAAUUUUUUGGGGGAAAAUUUUUCAAGUGCCUGGAUGACGAUAUGGAAAUAUUGCCUGUAUCGAUUGUAAAUGAUAAGUGGGAAUGCGAGGAGAAAAAUUUUACGUGGAAGAACUCAAAAAUAACUUUUGAUCACGUUGGUGCUGGAUAUCUAGCAUUAUUUCAAGUGGCAACUUUUGAAGGAUGGAUGGAAGUUAUGGCAGAUGCAGUGGAUGCACGUGGAGUAGAUUUACAACCUGAUCGAGAGGCUAAUCUUUAUGCUUAUCUUUAUUUUGUUAUUUUUAUUGUAUGCGGUUCGUUCUUUACUCUUAACCUAUUUAUUGGAGUAAUUAUAGAUAAUUUCAACAUGUUGAAGAAAAGGUAUGAGGGAGGUGUUCUGGAAAUGUUUCUGACAGAAAGUCAAAAACAUUAUUACACAGCGAUGAAAAAGCUCGGUCGGAAGAAACCGCAAAAAGUAAUCAAAAGACCUAUCAAUCAAUUUCUAGCAUUUUUCUAUGAUAUCAGCAACUCCAGAAGAUUCGAAAUUCUCAUAUUCAUAUUAAUAUUUCUAAAUAUGCUCACAAUGGGCAUUGAACAUUAUGGUCAACCAGAUAUCGUGUAUACAAUUUUAGAUGUCAGCAACGCUUUUUUUACAACAGUCUUCAGUUUAGAAGCGAUAGUGAAGAUGAUAGGUUUACGUUGGCAUUACUUUACAGUUCCUUGGAAUUUGUUUGACUUUUUAUUAGUUUUAGCAAGUAUACUUGGUAUUUUAAUGGAAGACAUCAUGAUUGAUUUACCAGUUAGUCCUACACUUUUACGAGUUGUACGUGUCUUCAGGAUCGGAAGAAUUCUUCGAUUGAUAAAGGCUGCUAAAGGCAUAAGAAAAUUACUCUUUGCCCUUGUAGUAUCUUUGCCAGCACUGUUCAACAUUGGUGCUUUGUUGGCGUUAAUAACAUUUAUUUAUGCCAUAAUAGGCAUGUCUUUAUUUGGUCAUGUACGGACCCAAGGCGCCCUCGAUGACAUGGUGAACUUCCAAACAUUUGGACGUAGUAUGCAACUGUUAUUUCGUCUAAUGACUUCGGCAGGUUGGAACGAUGUACUAGAAUCUUUAAUGAUCCAACCGCCGAUAUGCGAUCCAUAUUAUAAUGAAAAUUUCAAUCAAGCACAUCAAGAAGAAGAGAUCGGAAUUGUUGAAGACGAUUUGGAAAUGUUCUAUAUUAGAUGGUCUAAAUACGACCCUCAUGCAACACAGUUUAUAGGUUUCAAUCAGUUAUCAGAUUUUAUAGCAUCAUUAGAUCCUCCUUUGGGUAUCAGUAAGCCUAAUACAGUUGCAUUGGUCAGUUUCAACUUACCUAUAGCCAAGGGCGACAAAAUUCAUUGUCUGGAUAUCUUGCAUGCUUUGGUAAAACACGUGUUAGGUCAUGUUGAAGAAACCGACGAUUUCAGACAAUUACAAGACCAAAUGGACGUUAAAUUCAAAAAACAAUUCCCAACUAGAAAAGAACUAGAAAUCGUAUCAUCUACCAGGCUUUGGAAACGAGAAGAUAAGGCAGCAAGGUUGAUUCAGAAGACUUUUAGAGAGUACGUGAAAUGGAAACAAGAAAGAGAUCGUGAUAAUACGGAAUGCGACGAUGAAGUAACUCAGACCUCCAGUCCUGGUGGCUGGCAAGGCCGCCUCAGCGCCUUCCUGCACGUUCAUCGCGGAUCCAGGGCGAGUUCGCGAAAAAGCUCACGGGCUAGCGAUGCAAGUGAUCUUAGCGAAUUAGGAGGGGCUUGGUUAAAUCUGCCUCUCAUGUUACUGAGUGGAGCAGUGCAAGCAGAAGAUGAUGGAAGUGGCCCAUCCAAAGAUGUCAGUAUUAUGGUUAGCGAGCCUUCACCUGAUGCUUCUUCGCCACCGCUCGGAUCAUCUUUGCAGGCGAAAGAUAAAACUUCGGGUCGACGAAGAAGCUUUUAUAACUUUCCCUUUUUAUUGAAACAUCAAGAUGCCGUUGAGCAUGAAGAUGAAAAUUCACCAACCCGAAUAAGGUCUAAAUCAAAAUCGCCCGAAAAAACUGUCUCCGCAUCAACUGAGAUUCUCCCCAUCGUGAGACGCACAGCCGGCAUAUUAGCCCCCGUAAAUGUCGAUCAGCACGUUAAGAGGGGAAGUCUGAUCCGCAGACGCCCGUUGGAACGCGGCCUGUCGGGUCAACUGCGGCCGAGCGGCAGCUGCCUUCCCGUCUUCCCACUAUCUCAUACGGAACCCGUGGCUAGAACUCCGGACGUCAGUAUUUUAAUUACAGAACCAUCUCCUGAUACUGCAGUACCUCUUAGUACCAUAAACACGCCACAGGAUUCUGACCGAUCUUUGACCGACGAUGUUGUUCCUCCGCCUACGACUGUGGUUCAUGCAUUAGUUCACAGGGAAAGCGAGGAAUAUAGAUCACAAGAAGAUUUGAGGGAUCUAGAGAGGGAAAUUGAUAGUUGA